GUAGAUGUCAAGGAAGCAGAGUCAGAAACCAAUCCUGCGGAUAUCGAGAAUCAGACGUCAUCUAGUACUCGUUUGGAAAUUGUGGUAUUUUACAUUCGUGGCUAUGCGUAUACUCAAAAAUUUAACGAUUCCAUUCUUCCACCUGGCUCUCCGAUUCCUUCAAAUUAUGGAAAGAUUGCGGGCGACCUAUCAAAAUCGGCAGCGAUUCUCUUGCAAUCUAGAAUCCUAGAAUUUCGUCAAAUUUACUCGCAUUUUGCACCUUCCGAUGAAAUGGAAGUGAAAGUCGUCAACAUCAAAGAUUUAGCCUGCCAUGUUUUCAAGACAAGUCAGCCACAAAAUCCACAGCUCCUUGCAACAAUCACGUAUGUACUUAGAGAAAAUGUAUACUUUAUGACUGAUCCCAACAAAUUGAGGGAAGGCGGAAAUAUUCAAUUAAGAGCUAAAGCUGAUGUCAAUGCGAUAAUAAAAGUGCUGGAAUGGAUCAGAACACGGGAUCCAAAAUAUACAGCGUUCCAAUCAAAGACACAGUCGAUUAUCAAUUAUAGACGUACGGUCGCUGUGAACAAGGAGGAUUCGGAUAUCUCUUUCACUAAAGUUGAAACCCUUCCCGACUUUAAUGAGGACGAUAAACUAUUUAUCAAUUUUUUCAAAUCUUACAUUGUAAGUAAUAAUUCAUUCGAUGCUUCCAUAGCAGCUAUCCUUAAACCUAUGAGACUGUAUGACUGUGAUCUUGAUAAAGAAUGUGCUAUCAGGUUCUUGAAAGACAUAGGAGUAUGGACACCGUGGGAAAACCUGAACGUUUAUGAGUCUUCAGUUAUGUUGAAUGGUCACGGAAUGUCAAGAAAGGCGGAUAGGGAUUACGAGGAAUCCAUGAAACUAGCUGCAAACUUAAUGAAUACCAAACCAUUUAUCUAUGACAAAAAACUUGAAUCGUCCGGGGAAACUUCAUUACCCUUGACUUCAAUAAAGCUGCCCCCCGUUAAAACGGUUCAGAACCUCGGGCCUAAUGAUUUUUAUCGAUACGAUAUUUACGAAAAUAUCCGACAUGAUUUCGGCGAUCUUCCUGUUUACACGGUUGACGAUCAUACAGCGCAUGAACUUGACGAUGGAAUAUCGAUUGAACGCGUUAACGCCAGUAAAUUGGAACCAUCUUCAACAUGGGUUCAUGUUCAUGUUGCAGAUCCGUCUACGUACAUUCAUCCUCUUCAUCGGUUGUCACAGAUUGCACAAUCAAGAGUUCAAAGUGUCUAUUUUCCUGACCGACACUAUGCGAUGUUGCCAUCUAUAAUGAGCGAGCAGAGAUUUAGCUUGGGAGUCAACUCAGAAAGCCAGGGUAACUGUGUAAUGUCUUUUAGCUUUCGAAUAGGGGAGGAUGGAAAUCUACUAGACUACAAUGUACGGCCGGGUAUCGUUAGAAAUGUAAAAACUUUAUUUUAUGACGAUGUCGAUACUUUUUUAUCGUGGGAGAAUAUUGGUGGUACAAGGGAGGAAAUUGAAUUUAUUCAAAAGCAACGGCUUUAUCAUCCUCGACCGAUUCCUGUGCCGAAAAAUGUGCACGGAGAGCUGUCGCCUUUGUCAAUAGAAGAUCUUAAAGAUUUACAGAAAAUCUCAUUCUUACACGUAAAAAAUAGGAUAAAAGCUGGAGCACUCAACAUGGGAAUGCCGCAGCCGUCAAUUCAGUUGUCGCCGUUUCCACUUCCGGUCGCUCCUCCCGAACCUCAAGGUCCAAUUUUGUAUACGGGAAUGCCUACCAUCCAGGUUGGACUUGAUAAAAGCAUGCAUUCUCCCGCUCGUGCAAUGAUUGCAGAAUACAUGAUAUUGGCUGGUGUCGUUGCAGCAAAAUUUUGUCAGGAACGGGGUAUACCCAUUUUAUACAGAAAACAGUAUAUUCCUAAUUCACAAAUCCUGGAAGAGGAGAUGAAAUUAAGGGAUGCACGGAACGGUGUUGUUCCCGUUUCGUCUAUAGUAAAGAUGCGUCCACUGAUGACGUCUGCUGAACUUUCAACAGAAUAUGGGCCGCAUUGGGCUAUGGGAAUUCUUGGUGGUUAUACGAAAGUUACAUCACCAUUGCGUCGAUAUGUAGACAUAUUGGCACAUUGGCAGAUGAAAUCUUACCUUCUUGGUUUAAAAUUUCCAUUUUCUAAAGAGGAGUUGGAUAAUAUGGCAAAACACAUUCGAUCAAAAGAAAGAGAAAUAAGUAGGAUACAGCUACGUAGUGAGAAAUUUUGGAUACUUAGUUUGUUGAAUCGUAUGAUAGAAACUGGAUCUUUACCAGAGUUAUCCGGAAUUAUAAUUGAUAUUUUAGAUAAAGGGGAGAAAACAGUGGUGGUAAAAGAAUUUGGAAUUCCCGGAAAGCUUAGCGGUACAGCAGAUGGAGAAGUCGGCGAGAUACUGAAAGUAAAACCAAUAUUAGUCCAACCAAAUAAAAUGCACUUAAGCUUAGGACCUGCAUAA
Messenger RNA from Acaulospora colombiana, 2454 nucleotides. Lineage: Eukaryota; Fungi; Glomeromycota; Glomeromycetes; Diversisporales; Acaulosporaceae. The record is from the annotation of a GenBank genome assembly.